AUGGCGACAGUGAGAUGGAUCAUAUGGAAAGCAAGGAAUCAGAAAAUCUUCAACAAUGAGACCCCUGAUACUUGCAAUGUGCUGAGAGUUAAAGGCUUACGGAACGAGCUUAUCAACAUGGAGGAUAUGCGAGGCAAAAGGAGUCAGUAUAAGCCUAUGGAUAAUGAGGAGACAAUGCAACUGUUGAGUUCUGAGUUCUUUAUUUGUUGUGAUGGAGCUUUUAAAUCUAAAACCAACGAAGCCUCUUGUGUUGUUCUCUUCUUAAACUCCAAGGGAGGUCUAAUGGAUGGUGCUUCAAAAUCCUUUUUUGCCACUUCAAGCCUGUAUGUAGAAGCAGAGGCGAUCGGACAUGCCUGUUUCUUGGUUAAAGCAAACUCAUUGAUGAAUGCUACAAUUGUAAAUGACUACCUUAAUGCCUUUAAGCUGAUUGCCACAGAGAAUGUUCCCCCAUGGGAAAUCAACAUU
Molecule: messenger RNA, 465 nt
Organism: Ilex paraguariensis (yerba mate)
Lineage: Eukaryota; Viridiplantae; Streptophyta; Magnoliopsida; Aquifoliales; Aquifoliaceae
Source: the annotation of a GenBank genome assembly